AUCCACAUCAACCUUUUGAAUUUUGGACACAUAUUAUAAGUUUUGUUUUCCUUUACUGGACAAAAAACAUGAGGUAAUCCUUAAGGCGCAUGUACCAUGAAAUAUUAGUACUUCAAAACGAUACUAUAUAAGGGGCAACAUCUUGCAUUCCAUUACUUCAUAAAACAGAGAAAUCAGAAAUGGCUUCAAAUGGAGCAAAUUAUCAAAAGCCCCAUGCGGUAUGCAUACCAGCACCAGCUCAGGGACACAUUACCCCAAUGCUUCAACUUGCCAAAAUCCUUCAUCACAGAGGUUUCUACAUAACUUUUGUUAACACUGAGUACAACCAUAGAAGGUUGCUCAAAUCCAGGGGGCCUAAUUCCCUGGAUGGUUUGCCUGAUUUCAAGUUUGAGACCAUUCCGGACGGCCUGCCUCCCUCUGAUGCAGAUUCCACUCAAGAUAUUAUCGCCGUAUGUGAUGCCAUCUCCAAGAACUUCAUUGGCCCUUAUUCUGCUCUUCUUUCUAAGCUCCAAAACUCUGCCCCGGAUAUCCCUCCAGUGUCUUGCUUAGUCUCUGAUACUGUCAUGACUUUCACUCACGAAGCUGCCGAACAGUUUGGCCUCCCAAACGUGCUUUUCUGGACGGCUAGUGCUUGCGGUUUGUUGGGUUUCAACCAAUUUCGACCCCUCAUUGAAAAGGGAUACAUUCCAUUGAAAGAUAUGAGUCAGGUAACAAAUGGAUACCUGGAAACAACACUUGAUUGGAUUCCAGGCAUGAGACAAGAUAUAAGAUUGAGGGAUAUUCCAAGCUUCAUCAGAACCACAUCAGCUGAUGAUUUUAUGCUCAAUUUCCUCGCUAAUGAAGUCGAAGAAAUUUCUAAAGGGACGAUUCUGCUAUUGAACACUUUUGAGGAGUUGGAGCAUGAUUCCCUGAAUGCAGUAUCCGGCAUAUAUCCACCUGUUUACGCCAUCGGACCAGUAUCCUUACUACUCGAUCAGAUCGAAGAUGAGAAACUCCAAUCCAUCAGUUCAAGUCUCUGGAAAGAAGACACUGGAGUGGUCGAUUGGCUCAACACCAAAGAACCCAACUCGGUGGUUUAUGUCAACUUCGGAAGUAUCACUGUGAUGACUGCUAAUCAACUCACUGAAUUUGCUUGGGGACUUGCCAACAGCAAGAAACCAUUUUUAUGGAUCAUUAGGCCUGAUAUAUUGGGCGGCGAUUCUGCUGUUCUGCCACCGGAAUUCAUGACGGAAAUCGAAGAAAGAAGCAUGAUUGCGAGCUGGUGCCCGCAACAGCAGGUCCUGAGACACCCUGCAAUUGGAGGGUUCUUAACGCACAGCGGAUGGAACUCUACUUUGGAAAGCAUCUCCGGCGGGGUUCCGGUGAUUUGCUGGCCGUUCUUCGGUGAGCAGCAGACAAAUUGCAGAUACAGCUGCGUAGAAUGGGGAAUUGGAAUGGAAAUCGACAAUGAUGUGAAGAGGAAUGAAGUUGAGGCACAAGUAAGAGAGCUGAUGGAAGGUGAGAAGGGACAGAAGAUGAGGAAGAAAGCUCAAGAGUGGAAGAUCAAAGUAGAAGCAUCCAUAACAGGGCCUCAUGGAUCUUCUUACAAUAAUUUGGAGAAGCUUUUCAAAGAGAUUCUUCCAUCAUCAUAAAUUGACUUUUGUCCAUCGAACACUUGUACUUCAUAUCCUUUUGAUGUUUGUAUCAUCUGAAUUUUAUUUACUAAUUUUAGUUUAUUAUCAUCAGUAUUUUUUUCAAAUUUUUGUAGAUUUGCAACCUUUUUUAUUUACUAAAUAAUUCUGUUUUCAUUGUGCUACGCGCGACCAGUUCUUAUUUUGAGCUGAAAAGGACCAUCACCUAUUUAAUUUCUUCCCUAAUAAGCUUGAUAUGUCUGAUGCACUCAAAAGUUUGAUUUGUGAUAUUUCUGUGUAAAUUUCUACCUUUUUUAACACAUAAACACAAUCAUAUAGUUUUA
Messenger RNA from Oldenlandia corymbosa var. corymbosa, 1954 nucleotides. The record is from the annotation of a GenBank genome assembly. Lineage: Eukaryota; Viridiplantae; Streptophyta; Magnoliopsida; Gentianales; Rubiaceae.